GUGCGCCCUGGUCGUUUGUCUGAAAGUCUGUUGGGGCUUGAUCUUGCCUUGCGAAAGGACGUUUAGUUGCUUCCGAGGUUUGUGUUGUUUGGUUUGAUCUGUGGUGUUGGGGAUACUGCGAAAGCACACGAUGGAGGUGGACACUCUUGUUGUCCCGAUGGGAGUUCCUCAAGCACCAGAAUCUCCUCAAGACGAAGAGAGGUCGAUAGACGAUUUCGACCCUGAUGACCCAACGGUAACUGAGGAGAUGGCCGAAGAGGAGUCUGCUUUGCACGAGGAGAGCGGCGAGCGUGCGACAGAGGAACAAACAAAGGUGAUAGCUGAGUAUCAAGCCAUGGAGACAGCUCAUCGCAGGAAGCGUCUCAACCACUUGCUGGAGAAGUCAAACCUGUACGCUAAGUUCCUGCUGAGCCGCAUGGAGAGGCAGCUGGAAGCGGACAAGAAUCGCCGAGCGCGCAAGUCGGAAGCGGCUGCGACGCGCGACGUGACGAUCGAGACGGCACCGCCGUCACCACCACGUCACUCUCCGGCUACGAGUCACUGCGACGACGCGUCCAAGACAACAACGGAACCUGCCCCGUCCACAGCCAGCAGUCAGCCCAAUGCCACCGAGAGCGGAGCAAGUCUACGCCGUUCAUCGCGGCGAUCAAAGAGUUCCGUAAGCACAUUGGAACUAACACCGUCGCAAUCAUCGUCAUCCAACAGGACCUCACCGGCAACUAGCGAUGCUGGCACCGAAGACAAGCCACCGAAAACGUCUCGACGGAAAGUCGUGCCGAGGAAGCCGUCUUCCCCCCUGCCCACGCCGACAUCCAGUCAGUGUAGUGACGAGGAUGAGACGGUAUCGCCGUCGUUACGGCCAUCACGCAAGCGCAGGCGGCCUGCUCACAUGGCGGAUUAUAAACUGGCUGACUACCUGGACCAUGACUCGUUGUCUAAGCGCGUAAAGACCACAGUGAAGCCACCAGCACGUUCGGCCAAGGAGACCAAAGCAGCGGAUUCUGAAGAGCCACUCACCGAGGCUGCUCCAACCACUGCAGCAGCGGCGACGGCCGUGUCGGGUAACCAACCCAUGGAAACGGCAUCUGCUACUGCCACCGCUGCUUCUGCCGAUGAUGACGGUGCUAUCCUUCAGCCUAAGUUACUCAGCGGUGGCACCCUGCGUGAGUACCAGCUUGACGGGCUGCGUUGGCUGAAAGUUCUGUACGAGAACGGCGUCAACGGCAUUCUGGCCGACGAGAUGGGCUUGGGAAAGACCAUCCAGUGUAUCUCACUGAUCACCCAUCUCAUCGAGUUCGGCAUUGAAGGUCCGUUUCUGAUCGCUGCACCGCUCUCCACGCUUCCCAACUGGGUCAACGAGUUCAAGAAGUUUGCGCCCCUGGUGCCCAUCUGCCUGUACCACGGAUCCGGCACCAACCGUGAGCAACUGCGUCGUGGCUUCAAGAAGCGCAAGGUGGACAUUCCCGACCUGAACGUGGGCAAGGUCAUGCCCGUCAUCAUCACAUCCUACGAGAUCAUAAUGCGUGAUCGCAAGUUCCUGCAACGCUGGCUCUGGAAGUACAUCAUUGUUGACGAGGGACAUCGCCUCAAGAACCUGAACUGCAAGCUCAUCAGGGAGCUGAAGCAGUACAGCUCGGCUAAUCGGCUGCUACUGACCGGUACACCUCUGCAGAACAACGUCAGUGAGCUAUGGUCACUGCUCAACUUCCUGCUGCCGGACAUCUUUGACGAUCUGUCCAGCUUCCAGUCCUGGUUUGACUUCAGUGACAUUGCUGAUGAAGCUGGCAAGCAACGCAUCAUUGCCGAACAAGAACAGCGGAAUGUGGUGGACACAUUGCAUCAGAUCCUGACGCCGUUCCUGCUGCGGCGUUUGAAGAGCGACAUUGAACUCUCCAUUCCCUCCAAGAAGGAAGCAGUCGUCUAUGCUAAGCUGACGGACGUACAGCGGACAUUCUCCAAGGCGCUGCUUGCUGUUUCGCUGAAGAAGGAACAUGAGAACCGACGUAAGCCACGGCGGCAGAGUGCGGCCAUUGCUGGGGCGGCUGCCGAGGUCGAUGAUGACACAAUUGAGGACAUCGACUUGGAGGAGAUGAUCCGCAAGAACAAGAGAGAGUGCGGCGUGCUGGCGCAGUCGGUCGUGAACCUGUCGCUGUGCAACGUGCACAUGCAGCUGCGCAAGUGCUGCAACCACCCCUACCUGAUCGAGUACCCACUGGAUGUGUACGGCCGAUACCGGGUCGACGAGGAAAUCGUCACCAGCAGCGGCAAGAUGAUGGUUCUUGAUUCGCUGCUGAGAUACUUACGCUCUCACGGACAGAAGGUGCUCGUGUUCUCGCAGAUGACUAAGAUGUUGGACAUCGUUGAGGACUACGCGGGAAUGCGUAGCUACUCGUUCUGCCGCUUGGACGGCAGUGUGAGCCUGGACGAUCGACAACAGCAGAUCAAAUACUUCAAUGAGGAACCGGAUGCCUUCUUGUUCCUGCUGAGUACUCGUGCCGGUGGUCUGGGAAUCAACUUGACUGCAGCUAACGUUGUCAUUAUCUUUGAUAGUGAUUGGAAUCCGCAGGCCGAUCUGCAGGCACAGGACCGUUGUCAUCGCAUCGGACAGACGAAGCCGGUCACGGUACUGCGAUUGGUGGCGGCCAAUUCCAUUGACCAGCACAUGGUGGAGAGAGCUGGUGCCAAACGCAAGCUGGAGAAGAUGAUCAUCCACAAGGGCAAAUUCAAGGGUCGCAACCAGGACGAUGCGCCUGUCAACUCAGCAGAGCUGUUGAAGAUGUUGAGCAGCGAGGAACACGACGAGAGUAUGUCCAGUAAUGCCAACCGUCUCGACGACGAGAAGAUUGCUGCACUGCUGGAUCACAGCUCGGUGACUGUGGCUGUAUGAUAUUGGCCUUUUCACAGCCCAGUUCCGUUCCAUCCUUGCUGACUGUCCCACCGCGUAACUCCACAAACUCACCCAUUGUCCCAGCUAGCAGUCCCACUACCACACAUUUUACACUGUUUUCAAGCUUCUUGUCAAGUGUGCAAAGAAGCUUCGUUUUUUUACCACAUUCUAAUGAGUUCCAUCAAUAUUUGUAUGAGUACUUGGCAACUUCUACUGUACCCUGACUUUCGAAUAUACAAUUGGGUCUAGAACUCUAGAUGCUUUUAGAUACAAAUUCUGCUGCUGCUGCUGCUAUCCCCGACAUGCUUUAGCCUGUAGUUAUUUACUGAGAUUUCCCACUGAUCGUAGUCCUCCGGCUGAAGUAUUUAUUACGGCCCCGCACGCCUUCUGAUCCUUCCGAUCAUCACGUUGAACGAACUAGUAACUACCUUGGUGUAGUGUUUGUAGUUGUAUCGACAUGCCAUUGCCAUGGUAGUGUUGCUACACUCCAGAAAACAGAGUAGAAAAUUAGUCAAUAGCGCACUGCAUGAUCUAGAAAGACAGAUGUCUCCUUUCUUUCUUUCUGAAUUGUGUCCGUAUAUUUGACCCAAUGCUCUUUCUGUUCACUGCUGCCUUACUUAAACACCGGCAUCGCUCAGGUGCUGUGCGAUUCAUUCCGGCGUUGCUCCUGCUCCGCUUGCAUUCCGUGAUCUUGUGCUGCUCGCUAUUUCUCGACUUUUUUUCAGAAAUGACGACUGUUGUAAACAUCCACUUGUUUUGUGUCCAUCUGCGACGAACAAAUUCCAGACCAUCGA
Messenger RNA from Sycon ciliatum, 3681 nucleotides. Its product is annotated as lymphocyte-specific helicase-like. NCBI's taxonomy places the organism in Eukaryota, Metazoa, Porifera, Calcarea, Leucosolenida, Sycettidae. Bases 131 to 2887 code for a protein of 918 amino acids. Gene Ontology annotation, cellular component: pericentric heterochromatin; nucleus. The record is from RefSeq and is a predicted model, not a curated record. Gene Ontology annotation, molecular function: ATP binding; chromatin binding; ATP-dependent chromatin remodeler activity. Gene Ontology annotation, biological process: negative regulation of gene expression via chromosomal CpG island methylation; pericentric heterochromatin formation; DNA methylation-dependent constitutive heterochromatin formation. The transcript has 12 exons.